AGAAAGAAUUGGUGAUCUUUGGAUUCAUUUUCGCGGGAGUAUCAAAUCAGCGUAAUCUCUCUUUUGAAAAUUCAAAACGUCGACGUAAACCGUGCUCGACUUCUCAUUUGUGAUCCUCUUUCUCGAGAAGUCCCCAAUUCCGCUGAAACUCCAAUCCAAACAUGGCCGUCGUUGCCUCCUACUCACCUAAACUUAGCUGCACUUCAAAAAUCCCCUUGCCGACCCGUUUCUCUUGCCUUUCCCAUCCAAAAUCCACUGCGCCUGCAACUCCAACUCAAGCUGCGCCUCCAAAACUUGUGAUUUCUGAUAUAUUUCGGAGCCCCAAAACCAGGGCGGCUCUGCUCGGAGUGGGUCUGCUCCUCACCUUCACCGAAUCUGCCUCAUCUAUGGAACUUCCGUUGCUGGGAUCUGCACUCCAGCUGGAUGAACCCUCCAAUGCUCUUUCCCUUCCCACAUGGACUGUACACGUCUCCAGCGUCAUCGAAUGGAUUAUAGCCAUGGCGUUGGUAUGGCAGUACGGGGAGAGAUCAGGAUAUGAAUCUUGGAAGGGGCUUUCAUGGGGCAUGGUACCCCUACUAGGUGGAGCACUUUGCGCAUGCACAUGGCAUUUCUUUUAUAACUCUGAGUCCCUGGAGGUAUUGGUGGCUCUUCAAGCAGCACUUACCGUUCUGGGUAAUGCCACAAUGUGCAUAGCUGCAUAUCGUAUAUACAAAUCCCGGGAGGGCACCAAAAAUUUUUGAAAUUUUGCAGUGCGGGCCUCUGGAAUUAAUAUAUUAGACCGAGCGGAUGUCUUCUUUUUCUGCUUCUCGGAUAAACCUGCUGGAAAAUUCGCGAGAUCAAGAUCUAUUCACUAACGGUAGGCAUUAAUUCCAGAGUUUGGAUUCAACUAUCAAGGCCGUCUUAUAUUAGGAGCCUGUGAAUGCCGAAGAAUCUCCACUGUCUAGCAUGAAUAAUCAUUCAUCUACUGUAUAUGUAUGUCCGGACUCCUAAUUGUUCAGAGUAGUCAUAACUGACGAAGAGGGCGGUAUGAGGAUCUAACAUGUUUUUUUUUUUUUUAAAAAAAAAUGUUUUCUAGUAGUUGA
This is a messenger RNA of Neltuma alba, 1082 nucleotides long. RefSeq lists its product as uncharacterized. Lineage: Eukaryota; Viridiplantae; Streptophyta; Magnoliopsida; Fabales; Fabaceae. The transcript is spliced from 5 exons. The coding region runs from base 162 to 740 and encodes 192 amino acids. The record is from RefSeq and is a predicted model, not a curated record.